Molecule: messenger RNA, 1161 nt
Organism: Caenorhabditis bovis
Lineage: Eukaryota; Metazoa; Nematoda; Chromadorea; Rhabditida; Rhabditidae
Source: the annotation of a GenBank genome assembly
AUGAGGCCGUGUGUUUGUUUAUUCCGCAAUUUCUCGCCGAAACGUCUUAUCAUUUUUGCGGUUCUCGCCACCAUCAUCUAUGUCGCAUUAUUAAGGAAUUGGGCUCUCGAGGAGCAACAAAGAUUCACAGCAUCUCUUAACGACGGCGUCAAAAUCGAAAAGCAUAUCGAAACAGCCACUAAUCGAAAUGUAGUUUUGAAAGAGAAUAUUGCCGAAGAUCCGGUUGAAUUGGAAUUGGCCCGACAGACAAUAACGUUGUUCGCAAUGGAUGAAACAUCAACACAAAGAAAAUCGAUAAAAAUAGCCGACGAGGGUGGCUCUUGUCCGCAAGUCGAAUCGAUCCCGGACCUUCAGGGCGCCCUUCCUCAGGCGGUCCUGCUCAUUCAGAAUCUGCAGGAGGGCGAAGUUCAUGCAGCUCAUCCCGAGAUCCAACCAGGUGGCUCGUGGAAGCCAAACGAUUGCAAAGCUCGCGAUAAAAUCGCCAUCAUUAUUCCGUAUCGCGAUCGGCAGACCCAUUUGACGAGGCUUAUCGAUUUUCUAAUUCCGAUUCUUCAGCGACAGCGUCUUGAUUUUCGAUUCAUAGUCACUGAGCAGUAUGGAAGCGAUCUAUUCAACAAGGGAAGGAUUAUGAAUGCGGCUUUCACAUUCGCCGAGAAGCUUGGCGUCGAUUGCGUCGUUUUUCACGAUGUUGAUAUGUUUCCACAGAACGACAAAAACCCGUACUCAUGCCCGCCAACACCUCGUCAUCUCGGCGCGUUCGUCAGCAAUCUCGGCUAUCAAUUGUGGUAUAAAGAAAUUGUGGGCGGCGUUUUGGCGGUAUCAAUGGGCGAUUAUCGCGCCAUCAACGGCUACUCGAACAAAUUUUGGGCGUGGGGUGGUGAAGACGACGAUAUGGGCCAACGAAUUUUGUCGCUAAAUUACACUAUUGAGCGGCCUGAUCCGAAGACUGGAAGAUACUCGAUGCUGAAGCAUGUGAAGCGAAAACGAACGGCGCCGAAACUGAUAUACGCCCUUCUUGGGGACAGUGCGAGUCGUGUCGCCUAUGACGGACUCAAUGAGACAAACCAAUGGACGAUUAGGAAAGUGACGACGAGACCCCUGUACUAUCAUCUGUAUGUCGAUGUUGGGCCGGCGCCGGACCAAUGGAGAAACAACGCCUAG